AUGGAUCCAGCAAUGAACUCACUUCUCAAAUGGGGUAUCGAAAACUCCGAAACCACAAACCACACGUCCGACGAGCCGGCCAGAGAACCGCGGGGAUUGUCCGCCGAGGCUCUGCGCGCUUUGAUGGGCGGUCCCAGCGAUGCCGACCUGAUGCUUGAAGCCAUGGCCAUCAUCCAGUCUUCCGACCCGGGAGUCACGCACGAUGCCAAAAUGACGGCGUUCGACAACUUCGAGCAGCUGAUCGAAAGCUUGGACAACGCCAACAACAUGGAACCGCUGGGACUAUGGACGCCGCUUCUAUCACAACUGGACAGCCCAGUGGCGGAUCUGAGGCGAAUGGCCGCCUGGUGUCUCGGCACCGCCGUGCAAAACAACGUGAAAGCGCAAGAACGCCUGCUAGGCCUCAAUGGGAUCGAGAGACUAUGCAAAAUGGCGCUCGAUGAUGAGGACGAGGCCGCGCGGAGGAAAGCCGUCUAUGCUCUAAGUUCGGGAAUCAGAAACUAUCAGCCUGCCAUGAACGAGGCCGUAAAGCGAUUGCCCAAGGACAUUGUCGGGCCUGACCAGGUCUCGGCUACAGAUAUGGAGGUUAUAGACGCUAUCAUGGGGAAACUGAGGGAAAGGUAA
This is a messenger RNA of Capronia coronata CBS 617.96, 624 nucleotides long. RefSeq lists its product as uncharacterized. NCBI's taxonomy places the organism in Eukaryota, Fungi, Ascomycota, Eurotiomycetes, Chaetothyriales, Herpotrichiellaceae. Bases 1 to 624 code for a protein of 207 amino acids. The transcript has a single exon. The record is from RefSeq and is a predicted model, not a curated record.